AUGGGCUCUGUCGAUAUUGCCCUAAACGUGAUAAUUGUUGGAGCAGGGUUUGGCGGCCUAGCCGCAGCGAUAGAAUGCCGAGAGCGGGGCAUGAAUGUUGUCAUCAUAGAGCGCUAUAGCGAUUCCAACAGCGCCGGAGAUAUUAUUGACUUCUUCCCGAAUGGAGGUAAAAUCGUGAAACGAUGGGAGGGUGGAAACGUAGGGAAAGAAUUACACGAGAUUGGUGCCGACAAAAUCGACGUCAUGGAACUGCGAAAGUUCGAUGGGACCCUAAUCUCGAAUAUCCCCUGGGCUAUAAACCAGGAACAUCGAGACACAACCUACGCAGGCCACAGGGGCAAUCUACAUGGCUGUUUCUUUCGAUGUGUCCAACGUUUGGGCGCAACCAUUGUUCUCGGCCAAUCUGUAAAGGAAUACAUGGAGAAAGAUGACGCUGCUGGGGUCCGACUAGCAGAUGGACAGGAAUUUUGGGGGGACCUGGUGGUUGCCGCAGAUGGUGGCCGGUCAAUCGCCAGGCAGCAAGUCCUCGGUUUGGGCGAUGAAAAGGAAGGAAGUGGCUGGGCUAUCUUCCGCACUUUUUUCGAUUCUACUGAGAAACAGCGCAGUCAUCCUGAUCUCAAAGAAUUCAUGAGAACGGAAAAGGACAACGUCAGAGUGUGGAUGAGCGACCACCUCAGUAUGCUGGCUUAUUCCUGGAACAAUGCGGAGCAAGUCGCGUGGGUUCUCAUGCAUCCCGAUGAUAAUGACAUCCCCGAGUCCUGGUCCCUUGGGGCGGCAAAGGAAGAUAUGCUCCCGUGGAUCAAAGAAUUCACAUCGCCUGAAGCGCAAGCGCUAUUCGAAAUUACUCCGGUCGGAAGAACGAUCGAUUUCAAACUAGUGUAUCGCCCGCCUUUGGAGAAAUGGACAAGCAAGAACGGCCGUAUCAUUCUUAUAGGCGAUGCAGCUCAUUGCAACCUCCCGACUGCGGGUCAAGGAGGAUCUCAAGCCAUUGAAGAUGCACUUACGUUGGCUUAUUGCUUGCAGCAUUGCAAUCGAGAUGUUCCAUUAGCAACCGAAAUCACCCAGCGUAUUCGUUACCAUCGAUCCAAUGAGGUUCAUAAGAGUGGCAAACUUACGAGGGAUUCGUUCCAUAAGGUUUCUUGGGAUGAGAUCAUGCAGGAUCCUAAGAGAUGGGGCCAGAAAAGAUUCCCGCAUUUGCGUCCCCACGAUGCCCUUGAAACGGUAAGCUCUCAAUUUGAAGUUAUCAAGCAGGAGAUCGAGAGCGGAAAGAAUGGCUCGUUGGAUGAAGUUGCUAUGCCCCUUCCACCGGGCGGGAUCUUUAUGACGGGAGACCACUGA
Molecule: messenger RNA, 1338 nt
Organism: Didymosphaeria variabile
Lineage: Eukaryota; Fungi; Ascomycota; Dothideomycetes; Pleosporales; Didymosphaeriaceae
Exons: 3
Coding region: 1-1338 (445 amino acids)
Biological process (GO): secondary metabolite biosynthetic process
Molecular function (GO): monooxygenase activity; FAD binding
Source: RefSeq, a predicted model, not a curated record